CUGCCAUGUUGCCUCCAAUGCAGCAGGGGGCGCUCCGUUCCGAGGCGGCCUGGAGGUGAAGCAUCUCAACGGGUAAAGUUCCGCUAUAGAGUACGGAAGAGUGCCAUCGAGUCGGAGAGGAAAGUGUGCAAAAUCCUAUUAAAAUGGGUUUCGUCAAAGUGGUGAAGAACAAGGCAUACUUCAAGAGAUACCAAGUCAAAUACCGACGAAGGAGAGAGGGUAAGACAGACUUCUUCGCACGCAAACGCUUGGUUGUACAAGACAAGAACAAGUACAACACCCCCAAGUAUCGUCUGAUUGUUAGACUGUCCAACAGGGACAUCUGCUGCCAGAUUGCCUAUGCAAAAAUUGAAGGGGACUGCAUUGUGUCUGCGGCGUACUCCCACGAGCUGCCCAAGUAUGGCAUCCCUGUGGGUCUCACUAACUACGCUGCGGCGUACUGCACUGGCUUGCUGCUGGCUCGCAGGCUGUUGCACAAGUUUGGCAUCGAUCAGGUGUACGAGGGUCAGGUGGAGGUGACGGGCGACGAGUUCAACGUGGAGAGCGUGGACGGUCAGCCGGGCACCUUCACCUGUUACCUGGAUGCGGGCCUGGCCAGAACCACUACGGGAAACAAAGUGUUUGGAGCGCUAAAGGGAGCAGUGGACGGAGGACUGGCCAUCCCUCACAGCCUGAAACGCUUCCCCGGUUACGACACAGAGAGCAAGGAGUUUAACGCUGAGGUGCAUCGGAAACACAUCAUGGGCAUGAACGUGGCCGACUACAUGUCCUGCCUGAUGGAGGAGGACGAGGAGGCAUAUAAGAGGCAGUUCUCUCGCUUCAUCAAGAACGGAGUCGCACCCGACACGGUGGAGGAAAUGUACAAGAAAGCACACGCCGCCAUCAGAGCAAACCCUGUUCAUGAAAAGCAACCCAAAAGAGAAGUCCAAAGGAAGAGAUGGAAUCGCGCCAAGUUGUCUCUGGCUCAGAGGAAGGACCGCGUUGCCCAGAAAAAAGCCAGCUUCUUACGAGCACAAGAACGGGAGGCGGAGGACGGUUAGCGCUACCUCCAUAUAUGCAACACGACUAAAUUUAUUACAAACUUUUUUGUGUGUGUCUUCAGUGAUGCUAUGACAGGAAUGCUGACGACACUUGAGCUUCUUCACAUUGGUCCCGUUACACGUUCUAUACUUGAAUCAAUGACUCAAAAGGGGACAGGAGAGGGCAGCUGAUGUGAUAGAAAAGACAGCAAAAUAGUGUCAUUGUGCAAAAGUCAUGCAUUAACAUCUUUUGAGCAUCCAGCAGCGCACAACUUCCUGGAUGAUAUUUUACAAAGUGACUUCAUUGUCAGCGGCGUCUUUAGAAUAGAAUAAGGUUGAUAAAAAAGAUGUGUGGAACAUUCCAGCAUGAUUCCUAUGGCACUGUGAUGGGUCCAAGCCCAAAGUGAUACAGUACAACAUUCACAAAUGAACACACAUGGCUGUCAUAAAGAUGUUAUUGUGCUUCUUCCUAGUAGAUUUGGUGGCCUAAAACGUCCCUCCGGUUAGCGAUGGUUCCUUCCUAGCUUUGUCAAAAGUAAGCAUGCAAAAAACCUCCCAUUAUAGACUUUGAUUGUUCAUAUCUUCAUACUAACUGAAAGCAAUAGAAAUUGAUUGGAUAGUCUUCAAUAAGCCUCCCAGGUAUGGGUGAUCCAGCAGUAAUAUGCAAGUGGGCACAAGUAUUGGGACACCUCCCUAUUCCUCUAAGACGGGUGGAACUAUAACGACAAAAAUUACGGGCGUGUCAUAAUAGCGCAAAAUAUUUAGUAAAUCAUUUUUCUGUAUGCUUACAGUGAGUGUGAUGUCCCAAUACUUUUGCCCAUAUAGUCUAUCAAUUCCUUGCAUGUUCAGAUUGUUGGCAUCUCAGCUCCUCCUGGUCACGAGUCCUUGGUGUGGGAGAUCUGCCUCCACAGCAGAGCCUUCAGGUUGUUGAGGAGAAGCGAGUGCUCCAUGUUCAUCUGGCCGGCGCCCCCCCUGAGGGCCAUGCAGGCGUACAGCUGCCUCUCCAGCUCCUCCCUCAGCGCAGACGGCGCCCCGUGCAGGAGGUAGUCCUUCAAUACGGCGCACGCUUUGGCCAAAUUGGGCCGCACCGGCUCCUCCCUGCA
This is a messenger RNA of Doryrhamphus excisus (bluestripe pipefish), 2122 nucleotides long. NCBI's taxonomy places the organism in Eukaryota, Metazoa, Chordata, Actinopteri, Syngnathiformes, Syngnathidae. The record is from RefSeq and is a predicted model, not a curated record.